AUGCGGCGGCCGGAGCACCCGGGCUCAGGAUGUAGCCCUCCCCGGCUCCUCGUGCUGCUCUACACCUCUCUGUGGUGCGCGCUGGUCGGAGAUUGCCUUUUUGUGACCGAAUACUUCACCCGCACGCCUCGUAAGCUGAACGCUUUCAACUCCUUCGCCAGCGUGGAGCUGUUCCACUUCAAUGUGCCUGACGACACCAUGAUGGCUGUAUGGAACCUCAUCACCUUCAAGGAGCAAGGGGGCACGUUUGGAGACAGCUGCCCGAACCGCAACGUGACCGUGUACUUCAGGUCUGGGGCUCCUCCAGUAAUCAACCCCCUGUACACCCGCUUCCCUCGGGACACGGUCGUCCCAGGAUCCUUUGCUGUGACUCUCACCUGGACUCUCCCGAACCGUACCACGGGAGCAUUCAACGUGACCAGCCCGCUCCCCGGAGACUGGUUCCUAGCCGCUCAUUUGCCCAAGGAUGAAGGCAAGAUCUCCGUCAAGGGUCUGUCUGAAGAAUGCCAGUAUCUGUUCCAACCUCAGCUCAUCGUCCAGAGGCUGAUUGGGAUUUCCAUGCUUUACCCUGGAUACUUCAUCGACCAGAUGAUCCCCAUCCAUAAUAGAUCCGCACUCUAUAAAGUGUUCAUCCCUAAUUAUAUGUCAAAGGUAAAGGUCCAGUUGGUGAACUGCAGCACCAGGAACAAGAGCAGUGCCGGCUGUCCCGUGGUGCUGAAGAUGCGAGCGCGGGCGCCGCCGGUGCACAACUCGAGUGCCCUCGACUGCCGGGAGUGGAGCCCUUGUGAAUUAGACGCCCUCGUCCCCGCUUGGGAACAAUGGUACUACAUCCUGGUGGAGAGAUACCCGAGCAACGCCGAUGUCUACUUCCGCAUCGGGGUGCAGGUCACGGAUUGCUCCAAGUCCAAAUUGUCCAAGGACCAAGCGCAGCCCGGCUCCUCCAUGAACAUGCCUCAGUCUUUCGGGACGGCGAUGGGCUUCUCCCUGUCCGAGACGCUGUCGGUGGCCACCCUGCCCAGCCUAUCGCAGAACGCCAGCCGACUGCGCGCCUCGGAGGACGGCGUCAUCUACCUCGCCCCCGCGGCCGACGCCAACAAGUGCUGGCCCAUACGCCCGACUCUGCGCAACGAGCUGGACACCUUCUCCGUGCACUUCUACGUCUUCUUCGGUCCGAACAUAUCCAUCCCGCCGGACCGGGCCGCCGUGUUCGCCAUCAACCUGAUGCCCGUUCUGGACAGUGGAGGGGUCCUCAACAUGGAGCUCAAGCUCAACAUGUCUACGCUGAAAGGAGCUAAUGUCACAGUGUUUGGCUGCCUGACCCACGGGACGCCUCUCUUCAUGAGGGAAAAUUCCUCACUCAAAUGUGAAUCAGAAUCGGUGGCUGGGUUUUUCCUUGCCGUGAACACCUCUGCUAAUAUCACCAAAUUGAGGAUUCCCUACCCGCAAACAGGCACCUGGUACCUCAGUCUUCGCUCUCUAUGUGCCACUGAACAUGGAUUCGAGGCGUGCGCCAACGUCACUGCCGAGGUGUACAUGCGCGCGUACCUGACUCCGUGCAUCAACGACUGUGGGACGUACGGACAGUGCAAGCUCCUGCGCACCAACAACUACCUUUAUGCUGCGUGUGAAUGCAAAGCAGGCUGGGAUGGCUGGGGAUGCACAGACAACUCGGAGGCCUACUCCUACAGUUUCCAGCUCCUCUCCACGUUGCUGCUCUGCCUCAGCAACCUGAUGUUCAUCCCGCCCGUGGCCAUUGCGGUCAGAAGCCACUACCUGCUGGAGGCCUCGGUCUACAUCUUCACCAUGUUCUUCUCCACAUUCUACCACGCGUGCGACCAGCCGGGCAUCGUGGUCUUCUGCAUCAUGGAGUACGACGUCCUGCAGUUCUGCGACUUCCUCGGCUCGCUCAUGUCAGUGUGGGUCACCGUCAUUGCGAUGGCCCGGCUAAAGUCCAUCAUCAAACAGGUGCUGUAUCUGCUGGGGGCGAUGUCUCUGUCCAUGGCUCUGCAGCUAGACCGCCACGGUCUGUGGAACCUGCUGGGACCCAGCCUGUUUGCUCUGGGCAUCAUGGCCGUGGCCUGGACGGUGCGCACCAUCCGCCGGCGGCGCUGCUACCCACCCACCUGGAAGCGCUGGGCGUUCUUCCUCUUCCCGGGCACCAUGAUCGCCACGUCGGCGGUGGCCCUCUACGCCUUCGUGGAGACGGAGGAGAACUACUUCUACAUCCACAGCAUCUGGCACAUGCUGAUCGCGGGCAGCGUGGGCUUUCUCUUGCCGCCCCGCGCCAAGCCCGACGCCAAGGUGACCCCGCUGAAGCGCAGGUGGGGCUGCGGCUAUCAGCUGUGCGUCAACGAGCACGAGGAGCUGGGUCUGGUGGACCCCGCCAUCAUCUCCAUUAACAGCAUCUGCACCAGCUGAUAAACUCCCCCCCCCCCACACACACACUCAGCCUUUUACCUUAGAGACACUUCAUUGCCUUCUUUUACUUGGGAAAUUCACACACGGGAAAUUAAGCCAGAGAACUCGAAACAGCAAUGUAAAUACUUUAAUGCAGAUGUGACACAUUGGACAUUUUUUUUCGUUUUGUUUGUUUUGGGGGGGGUUGUUACCGUCAUGGUAAUUACUAUCAAUACAACUGUAAUUAUUAUUAUCUAUAGUUAAAGUUGUU
Cyclopterus lumpus (lumpfish) is the source of this 2668-nucleotide messenger RNA. RefSeq names its product transmembrane protein 8B (gene tmem8b). Gene Ontology annotation, cellular component: plasma membrane. The record is from RefSeq and is a predicted model, not a curated record. Bases 1 to 2418 code for a protein of 805 amino acids. NCBI's taxonomy places the organism in Eukaryota, Metazoa, Chordata, Actinopteri, Perciformes, Cyclopteridae. The transcript has 13 exons.